UGUCCCACUGCGACUUCCGUACUUUUUAGCAAUGCCAAAAUGGCUUCCACCGUCGACAACGACUUGAUUGAUGAUGAUUUGCCCGAGACUGUAAACCUGCUGAAUAGCCUCGCAGAACAGGUGGCAGCGGUUACCAGCCAUGUUCAAGAGCUGAGCACCAAAGUUAAAGAUGGUGUGUUUCAGACAACAAAGGGUUUGUCAUUUCUGGAUCUUCGCUAUCAUCUGCUGCUCUUCUAUCUUCAAGACCUCACUCACCUGAUCAGCAUCAAGACAGAAGGUGGAAAAAUAAAAGAAAGUGAAGCCUUAACCCGACUUGUAACAGUCAGGACGGUCUUGGAGAAGAUGCGACCUCUUGAUCACAAACUCAAGUACCAAAUUGAUAAACUGGUGCGCACAGCUGUCACUGGUAGUUUGGCUGAAAAUGACCCGCUGCAGCUUCGUCCUAACCCGGAGAAUCUCAUCAGUAAACUGAGUGAGUCUGAAGAUGAAGAGGGCCAGGUAUCAGAGAAGAAAGUGGCCCACUCCGCUGACAAGAAAUACAUUCCACCCAAGAUUGCGGCUGUGUAUUAUGAUGGCGACAUGACAGAAGCAGACAAAAAGAAGGCUCAGAUGGAGCGUCAGCGGCGUAUUGCGUUGAGAAGUUCUGUGAUCCAGGAGCUGCGGCAGCAGUACAGCGACGCGCCCGAGGAGAUCCGUGAAAAACAGGACUUCCAGAAUGAGCGAGAAAGCCGCGCCGAACUACACAGGAAAGAUUUUGAGGAAUCCAUGAUGGUUCGACUGAACGUGCCAAGCCGAGAUAGAAACGGCAAAAAGCGAAGCAUUAUGUCCAUGUCUGGUCAGCUGGGUGGCAUCACACACUUUGGGGACAUUACAGCGCUGACAGGUGGUGAGGGCGGCCAGGAUGCUGAUAACCCUCAGCCCAAGAAAAAGAAGAAGCAGGUCAUGAAGAAGAAAACGAAAAGAAAAGCCUUCAAGAAGCGCAGAUAGACCAGAGUGGAGCUGUCAUUUUGAUGAACUAUAAAUAGUUGAAAUAUGUGGAGUCCCCUCUUCAGCUCAAAUAACCAUUGUUGUGACAAUCAACAAUUGUUACAUAUUAAAUGUCAUGCCAUUAAAUAAAUGCUCAUUUCAAAAUUG
Molecule: messenger RNA, 1134 nt
Organism: Syngnathus acus (greater pipefish)
Lineage: Eukaryota; Metazoa; Chordata; Actinopteri; Syngnathiformes; Syngnathidae
Gene: ngdn
Product: neuroguidin, EIF4E binding protein
Exons: 11
Coding region: 40-987 (315 amino acids)
Biological process (GO): maturation of SSU-rRNA from tricistronic rRNA transcript (SSU-rRNA, 5.8S rRNA, LSU-rRNA)
Cellular component (GO): small-subunit processome; nucleolus
Source: RefSeq, a predicted model, not a curated record